CGAGUCCCAUAGCUAUAUAGCUAAUCAGCAUAUGAUUUGCCGUAUCGCCUAGAAAGGCGAAGACCAGACUUCUGCCCUUGUAAGAAGAGUGCAGGUUUCCGGACUUCGUCAGAAGUUGAUCAUUUGUUAUUGUUCAUCAAGCAAUUCCUUCUUUCAGAAGUUGGUGGAAGUGGAAUUGUAUCUUUUCUGAUCUUUUCUGUUUGCUCAGCCGCUCAGCGGGAACAAAGACCAACAAAUCGCAAGACAUGGUGGGCUCAAAGCUUGGAUCAAGUCAGGUAGCCCCCAGAUCACAGCAGUUCAAGUUGCUUGACAUCUUCUACAUUUGAGAAUGGCUUUUUGCUCAAUGCUCAUGCUCCUCACGGCUGCAUCAUCCACUCGGAUUGUUGAUCACCUUGACAUGGAGAUCACAGAGAUGGUCCAAACCAAUUCAUCAGAAGAGCCCCCGAAGUAUGGAGAGAAAUGUGGCUGCCGCAGCACGAUUUACUACAAACAGCCAGAGGGGUGCUGCGAAAAAGGCUUGGUAUGCGAACUUGAAACAGGCACUUGCAAGCUGGCUCUUAAUUCUCCAUGUGCUCCCAAGAAGAAGGGCCUGAAGAGCCUUUUUUCGAGAAAGCAGAAGUGUGCUGGGCAGAAUACGUAUGUGGGACGUGGACUUACAUGUAAGUGGAUACCCGACAUUCAAGACUCAAUUUGUUGCAUCAAAUCGGGCUUCAAGCCCGUUCACCCCAAUGCUGGAUGUUGCAAGGGCACGGACAUGACCGUCACAAGGCUCAAUGCCAAAAACGAUUGGAACCUCCUCGACUCCGGAGGUGACCCAAAGUUGAUCACCUUUACUUGCGGAUGAUACCAAUUGCAUCCAAUUGCGAUGCUGCAUAGACAGUGAUCAAGGAGGAAGACGAAAGCAAGCACCAACACUCGAAGUGGUGUACCUUUCAAACUUUCAAUGUGAUUGCAGCGCAGUGGACUGAAGAAAAAGGCGUGCUAAACGCAAGGUGUUUCAUCGCAUUUGCAGUAAGAAUUCUGUCUAUUCUCUACUAGCAAUGGCCUCCAACCUACUAUUUCUGUCGAAUGUGGUGUGUUGGGUUGGGCUGGUUGGGCCCCUUUGUUCCACAGCUAUUUAUGCCCAGUAGCAGAGGAUGCAGAGGGGCCACCCAAGCAGCGAUGCUAAGCCAUGCUAAGACCCCGCUGUAGAGACCUGCGAC
Messenger RNA from Durusdinium trenchii, 1202 nucleotides. Lineage: Eukaryota; Dinophyceae; Suessiales; Symbiodiniaceae. The record is from the annotation of a GenBank genome assembly.